CACAUGACAGAAAUGUAGCCCACGUGUACUAUAAUCUACUAUUACGUUGAAAUAAAAUGGCCUCUUUUGAAAGAGGGGAAGGUAGACUAGAGGGAAUAGAACAAGACGAGCAAGCAGGUGGCUUGCUAAUUCAGAAAAAAAGAAAGGGAGGACGGGAUGACGAUGACGAAGGUGUCUUUAAGAAGCCUAAAGCCUCUUUGUUAGGGCUUGAUGCAUUGGCACGAGAGAAGAGAAAACAGUCUUCCAGCAAACAGGAGAAAGCUAGUACUCACAAAGUGCAGAAGAGAAAGUUUGAUGUUACAGAUGAUCAAGACAGAGGAAGCAUUCGUGUUAGCUUUGGUAGCAGUCGGCCUGGUAGACGUUACAGGUUAGCUGGGUUUAAUUACAUAUAA
This is a messenger RNA of Amphimedon queenslandica, 392 nucleotides long. Its product is annotated as pre-mRNA-splicing factor ATP-dependent RNA helicase PRP16-like. The coding region runs from base 57 to 392 and encodes 111 amino acids. The transcript has a single exon. Lineage: Eukaryota; Metazoa; Porifera; Demospongiae; Haplosclerida; Niphatidae. The record is from RefSeq and is a predicted model, not a curated record.